UAUAAACAACAAAAACAAAAUAAAGUUAGCCAAUAUAACCAAUAUUUAAAUUAUAAAAUAACCUCUAUUGCUACUGUUAAAUUAAAAAAACAGUAAUAACGUUUCUAAAACCAAACGAAAAUUUAACAACCAGAACAUACAAAAUGAAGCGCCAUUCCGAAAUGGACAGUGACACAGAUUCAACAACAUCCAUAUCCUCCUUGGGCACUUUGAGUAAACGCCUGGGAAAAUGCGAAGUUUGCGGAGCCAACGAUGCCAAGUACACUUGUCCCAAAUGUGAGGUUAAAACUUGUUGUUUACCUUGUUUGCAAAUCCACAAAAAGGAACUAGAAUGCAGUGGCAUUCGAGAUCCCACAAAAUUUAUUCCAUUAAAGAAAAUGACAAAAAUGGAUUUCAUGAGUGAUUAUUAUUUUCUAGAGGAAUGCACCAGAUUCGUAGAAGAUCGCAAGCGCGAUCGAAUCAAACGUUACACCCGUUAUAACAAAGUUUUACCCAAAGAACUAUUCCGACUUAGAAAUGCUGCAGCCAAACGUAAGACAACCAUCCGCUUCUUGCUCGAGAACUUUUCGCGUCGCAAAGAGAACACUUCGUAUUUGAAUUGGAAAACCGAUAUAAUUUAUUGGCGGGUAGAGUGGGUGUUUGUAAAUGCUGAAAACAUGGUAUUUGUUGAUGAGAAAUGUUGCGAAGACGAUAGUCUCGGAACGUUGCUGGACAAAUAUGUUAAUGAACAGAAUCCAGAAAUUGUACCGAAGAAGAAGUGUUUGGAAUACUAUCAAAGUGAAGGCAUUGGGAAUUUAAUAAUACUUUUGAAAGCAGAAGGUGUGAAGAGGUCUCGUAACCGAUUCUUCCGGCUGGAUAUUUCUAAAAGUCUGAGAGAUAAUUUGGCGGACAAGGUUUUAGUUGAGUAUCCUUGCAUUCACGUGGCUUAUGAUAAGAAUACACUCUUAUUGGAUAUAAUUGAAAGUGAUGAUGACCUUGAAGAGGAAAAUAAUUCGUAUCGAAAAACAAUGGAUAAACUUGUCGAAAAAGACAAACCGGAGAAAACUAAAGCAAUUCUUGAAAAAGAAUUGAUUGAGAAAAAGCGCGCUGAAAGACGCAUUAAACGAGAACAACUUGAAAAAGAACCAAGCAACUAUCUUUUCUCCGAUGAAAAACUUUGGGAUGAAAUUUCUUCAUCGUCAGAUUCCGACGGCGGAAACAUUACUGAAGAGGAAGAAAUUCCUAGCUGCAGUUCUGCUUACAGAAAAAGAUGAUUUUAUGCUUCAUCUUUGAAUUUUUAUUGUAAAUUAAUUUCCAUUCAUUCAUGAAGAAAGAAAAAACCUUAACUAUACUGAAAAAUGAAUUUAAAAAAAAUUAAAUUAAUAUUGAUAAGGUUUUAAAGGUAUUCCGUUGAACGUAAAUACCUCAAUUUUAUCAGCUUUGCUAUUAUAAUUUAUAAGAAAUGUUUUUCUUGAAUUUUUAAUGUAAUAUAUUUUUUAAAAAUAAUUUAUGCACAGUGUGUUCGUUUUUUAUAUAGCUUCUUUGUUUUUCUUUUCUAUUUUCCUUAUAAUACCCAAAAAUAUAAUAUAAACACUACAAGAACAAUUCCAGCAGCUGCUGCCUUAACAUACAUAGAUUUACGAUUUAAAUAUGUUGCAUCUUUUUUAUAUUUCUGCGACAUCAUUGACAGGUUUUGAGUUUUCGUAUCAAGUUCUG
Molecule: messenger RNA, 1695 nt
Organism: Episyrphus balteatus (marmalade hoverfly)
Lineage: Eukaryota; Metazoa; Arthropoda; Insecta; Diptera; Syrphidae
Product: box C/D snoRNA protein 1
Exons: 3
Coding region: 144-1253 (369 amino acids)
Biological process (GO): maturation of LSU-rRNA from tricistronic rRNA transcript (SSU-rRNA, 5.8S rRNA, LSU-rRNA); snoRNA localization; box C/D snoRNP assembly
Cellular component (GO): nucleus; pre-snoRNP complex
Source: RefSeq, a predicted model, not a curated record